GGUGGAUGCCAAGUGACCGAGCUGGGUAGGUACGGUUGAUUGUGUGUUUGCGCACUAGUUAAUGAAGCUUGUUGCUUAUUAUUUGUAACAAAUCCAACGUGUUGAAUGUCACUUCCACCAUUCACUGGAUUCAUUGGGAAGAUUCACUGUCUGUGAACACCCAAUACUGAUGGCCGUUACCAAGCUUGCUCCGCACCGUGCCAGGCAACCGGACCACUUCGAAAUCAUCGACCAAUGACAAUUGACUUCUCGAGUUCGAACCACUGUGUACACCAAAAUCAAGGCAACUAAUCAAAACACCCCCAUACAAGGCUGCAGGUUGACGACCAUUAUACGGCUCUUUUCCUUAUCACCUCCAGCUUCAGAACUUCUUUUAAGAACUUUCAAAAGAGACUGAGAUCCUUUGACUAUGGUAAAACAAGUUGAACAUCAUCCCCUUCACUUUUGAAGAAUCAGGUCAUGACUUUGCUUUCCAAACCCUCAACUCCGUCAACUUGAUAUCGACCACGUCAAAAGUACAACUUUGAGCCAUCGCCCAGUUAAGAAAACCUUGCUACUUUUCAAAAUUCCUCUUAUUACAUUACCUCAAGAAUAAUUCCAACAGCAUCUGGUAGAUCCCUCAACAAGGCAUAUUUACAAUAUCAAAAUUGGACCAAGAACGUCAUCUCUACAACAAGCUUCCGGCCCCUUUUGAAGUCACAGUGUCAAACGUGUAUCCAACAAUUGCGCUGCACGAUGACACGCAAACAUUUCCUAGCGGAUGUUAAAGAAGCGUCUGAGAAAGGCAUCCCUAACGUCGUCUCAAUCAGUCGGGGAGAUGACGAUGGCGAUGUGAACUUUUGCUUCUUGCAUGAUUCUACAGAACCCAUAGAGAUUGGUCUCUUAGCACUAGAUGUCUCUGGAUAUCCAAGUGGGAAUAAUUUCAUGAUUUUCACCAAGUCUGACGGGGCCCCAAAAGCUGUCAACGAAGCACUGGAACGAUUCAUGACUUCCUCAACUGGCGUACGUGUACCAGACUUGAUUAGCAGUAUUUCAAAAAAACUACGGACAUUACUUUCGGCAGGUUCACGAAGAUCGCCUAUCAGCCUCGACGAGGAGGAUGAAGAUGAUGAUGAGAUGGAAGAUGUGGAAGAAGACGAGAGCGAAGAUGAUUCUGGCUUCUCUGACGAAGAGGAAGAAGACUUCCCAGACGAGCCCAUAACCUUUUCUAGCGGUAAUACUAUACCCAUGUCGACUAGUAGACUCACGCCCAAAGCUGCUGCACAACUGAACCGACGCAUUCGAGCAGACAUUCGUACUGUCCGAUUGCUGGGUCAUCGAAUCGGAAUUCUAAGUGGCAUGACGGCUGAAUCUCACAGUGGGAUUCUUAGCAUCUCCAUCCAGGCGACUAAGUUGGGCUUAUCCGAAGAGGCGAUGCAAGCUUGGGAUAUUGAGCCUAACCAAUAUUUAACUUUACUUAUACGCUACUCGGAUGGGUACAAACCCUUCGAGACACUGAUUGUCGAACCAGCCAAAAAUAGUGGGAUUGACUUCCGUGUUGGAGUCUGUAAUGGUUACAAGCCAUCCGCAGCUGCAGCAUUCUCGGCGUUCUCGGACUCAACCAAGGUCGGCGACAAAGCUACUAAUAACGAUGGUUCGGAUUCACAGGAACAAAGCGGAGAAUUCUCCAAUAUAUUCAUCAGUAGCUCCUUGAAUGAAUUCAUCAAUACUAAAAUAAUAUCAUUACUCAAGAUUCGCAACGCAACUGGCCUUGGAUGGGAAAACGCAAAGAAGUUUUUCGAUGAACGCCUAGGACGACCACUUGAAGAAAAUGCCGAUUUGUAUUCUGAAAAUCAAUACUCGGGCGAGGACACAAUGAGGAGUCAUAUAUCGGGGAUUUUAGCCGAUGACCAUCUCACAGAUGAUCAGAGCGGUAGCUUGUCAUUUCCGCUUCUUGCUGCACAAUUUGCGUUGAUGUAUCUAGUCCGCUGCACAGAAUUUUGUCUUGUCUGCCACGAUAGGAUUACAGGAGAAUUUGAGGCACUGAAACCUUAUGUUUGCGAAAAGCCCUUGUGUUUAUAUCAAUACAUGUCCUUAGGUUUUGGACCUAGUGUCGAACAUGAGAUUAAAACCCAGCCUUAUGUUGUGGACCUUCUCCUGAGCUUUUGUUAUACCAGUGCUUUUGGCGCUCGAAUCCGUGAGUACCCUACAGGCAUGAGUCUUUCUGUUCCCUCCGCCAUCGUCACAGGCCACAUGGCACCUCAAGACUCAUCCUCUGCCCCGGCUGUUGUGGACCAGCCAAGCGAUGGCCGUCGAGACAAAGAGUUCAAGAUUAAGUACAACAGUGAAGCUUAUGAGUGUACGUUCGAGGGAAUGCCUGAGAUCUUAAAUCCUCCUGUUCGCAAAGGAGACUGGGUCCGUAUUUUGGUUGGACCCGGGCCAGAUACUGGAGUUCAAGCACUCCAUUCUAGAGUAGAGGAUGUAACCUCGAUGCCGAUUGUAAAACUUUCGCAACCGAUCCCACAAAUGGCUCCAUUAAGUACAUACCAAAUCUCAGGGACCGGCCAUAUAUCAACGGCCAGUCCCGCAAACAUGUCCGCGGCUCGGAUGUCUAUUUAUAAUAGCAACUUCGAUGAGAUGUCUAUCACAGAAAAACGCAGCACUGUAAUAAUGCUUCUUAACACUCUACCAACCAUCCAGGAGUUAAGAGAAUAUAUCGACCGACAAAGCCGGACUGGAGAGCCGAACCUUCGUAAAUGGACAGAGCGUAUAUCACCAGCGGCUCUAGGUUUACUACGAUGGGUUAUAGCUUCUAAUCGGUCAUGCCUCGUUCAAGUCGAUAAAUACCCUUGUCAAGUUGAUAGUGUUUUGACUGAUGCAAAAAUUAGACCAGAUCAAAAGGUCUCUCAAAUUGGGGAAAAUUGGAUGCAGUUUCGUUUCGCGCAAGGAUCGCCAGACAAGGAACAACGAUUCUUAAAUGCUCUUAAAGAACAGCAAGCUAAUUUAGAUCCAAAGUAUCCUACUCUGUUUGCUUUUCAUGGUAGUGGCCUGCAAAACUGGCAUAGUAUCAUUCGACAUGGAUUGGAUUUCAAAGAAACUCUCAACGGACGAGCAUACGGACAUGGCGUUUACCAUGCACAAGAUCAAAACACAUCUUGUCACUAUAGUAAUGGUCGAAACGUUGCAAGUUUCUGGCCUGGAUCUCAACUCAAAGCUACAGCUGUGAUGAGCAUUAACGAGAUUAUCAAUUGUCCAAAACAAUUUGUUAGUUCGAGCCCAUUUCUAGUAGUACAGCACAUCGAUUGGAUUCAAUGCCGAUAUUUGCUUGUUCAAAUCGAAGGCCAGGUGAUUGCAACUCCAGCUCCGACUAGGGAGGCCCAGUCAGAAAUCGAACAAGAUCCCCAGUAUACAGCAACAUCCACAAACAAGAAACCUAUCGGUGUCCCAUACUGUGCUGCCUUAGUCUCUAGAGGAUUUCGUAAUGAUGGCGUCGGUAGUUCUUCCCCAAACAAGAAACUGAAAGGACUAUCUUCUUUGAACGGGACGGGAUAUGUGAGCGAAGAAGAGGACAUUGAGGAUACGAACUUUCUAAUUUCUGAUGAUGAAGACGAAGUGGAAAUAUUAUCUUCUGGUUCCAGGAAUCCAGAGGCUCCAAAAACUGAUUUUGUUCCUGGAUCACUUGACCAAAGUAAACUUCCAAUGCUGGGACCUCCAGCGUAUGCUACACCGUCUGCAACCAUGCGUCUUAAUAGGGAAUUACAAGCGAUCCUUAAGAUACAAAAUUCUACACCCCUUCACGAAUUAGGAUGGUAUCUUGAUGAAAAUCUUGUUGAUAACAUAUACCAAUGGAUCGUCGAGCUACACUCCUUUGAGUCCACCUUACCACUGGCCAAAGAUCUCAAAGAAUCGGGCCAAAGCAGCGUUGUUAUUGAAAUUCGCUUUGGGAAAGAAUACCCUCACAGCCCACCAUUUGUACGCGUUGUAAAGCCACGAUUCUUACCCUUUAUGUCUGGUGGUGGCGGUCACGUAACAGCCGGUGGAGCAUUAUGUAUGGAACUUUUGACGAAUUCUGGCUGGAGCGCCGUCUCCUCAAUUGAGUCCGUUCUCUUACAAGUUCGUCUUGCACUUAUGAGUAUGGACCCAAAGCCUGCACGUCUGGAAAGCAAAAAUCCACAGCAACAACGUGAAUAUGGAACUCAAGAAGCUAUGGCGGCUUUCAUCAGAGCGUGUAACAUGCAUGGAUGGAAGAUUCCGCAGGAUUUUCAGGACUUUGCUGCUCCUGAUCUUAAUCAGUAUUAAGUUUGGGAAGCUCCAUUCAGGAACACAACAAGAAAGUAUCAAACAAGGAGUGAAGGGAGAAAGGAGUGGUAGGGAGAGGUGGAAUAUAUGCGCGCGGACUUAGGGAUUACUUUUGCUUCUUUGCUGAUCUGAUCUAAAUUUCUGAUUGGACUGGCUGGCGUUAUGAAAAACUCAAGAUGAGAUAUCAUGAUAAGAUGACUGGACCUGGUGGAUAGAUACCCAAACAAAUGUGCUAAGGGGUUUUACAGGGGAGAAUUAGGCGUCAAAUUGUGCAAUGGGUUGGUAUGGUAUCAGACUAUUACAUUUAUGUGAGAUUUCUCUUACAGAAAUCGGCAUGAUGAUUAGUCAGUUAGAUGAAUAGAUGGGUAGAUACAUGAUUUCUUCCCUUGACAAGAUUUGCUGUAUUUUGUGGGCAGUGGAGUGAGUGAGUGAGCCACUGGAUGUACUUCUUAUCAAAUGCUGCUAGGUCUGAUGAAUUCGAAAACUUA
Molecule: messenger RNA, 4766 nt
Organism: Botrytis cinerea B05.10
Lineage: Eukaryota; Fungi; Ascomycota; Leotiomycetes; Helotiales; Sclerotiniaceae
Exons: 7
Coding region: 736-4278 (1180 amino acids)
Molecular function (GO): NAD+ poly-ADP-ribosyltransferase activity
Source: RefSeq, a predicted model, not a curated record